Messenger RNA from Pleurotus ostreatus (oyster mushroom), 1185 nucleotides. RefSeq lists its product as uncharacterized. Gene Ontology annotation, biological process: epoxide metabolic process. Gene Ontology annotation, molecular function: epoxide hydrolase activity. NCBI's taxonomy places the organism in Eukaryota, Fungi, Basidiomycota, Agaricomycetes, Agaricales, Pleurotaceae. The coding region runs from base 1 to 1185 and encodes 394 amino acids. The transcript has 8 exons. The record is from RefSeq and is a predicted model, not a curated record.
AUGUCUCCCACAAGGACAACGCCGUUCAAAAUUGCCGUCUCCGACGACUCCUUGAAUCAACUCAAGGCCAAGCUCGAUCUCGCUACAUUCCCCGACGAACUAGACGAUGUAGAUUGGGACUAUGGUACCCCCCUCAAAGAUGUCAGACGGCUUGUGGACAGGUGGCGUAAUGGCUACGACUGGCGCGAGCAUGAAGCCAAGUUGAACGCCGAGCUUCCCCAAUUCACCAGGGAUAUCGAAGUCGAAGGACACGGGACGUUGAACGUCCAUUACGUCCACCAGGAAAGCAGCAAUGAGAAAGCUAUUCCGUUGUUCUUCAUCGAAGUUCGAAAGAUAUUGCCGCUCUUGACCAGAGGCUCAGAGGGGCCUAACUUUCAUGUCGUAGCCGUAGGAUUGCCUGGUUUCGGAUUUUCGGAAGCACCCAAGAAGAAAGGCUUUAGCGUCCCACAGCACGCGGAGGUUGGUCACAAGUUGAUGCUGUCUUUGGGUUAUAAUGAGUAUGUGACGCAAGGAGGCGACUGGGGCACUCUCAUCACGCGUCACAUCGCAAGUGAAUACGGCGGGAAAGCCUGCAAGGCAUGGCACACCAAUAUCCCCAUAGGGUCGCCACCUCAUCCGGUGUAUCAACCGUUGAGCUACCUGCGGUACGCGCUAACCCCUUACAAGCCACAUGAGAAAGCUGGCUUGGAACGCUCUGCGAUGUUCGCUCUGAAGGGCUAUGGGUACUUUGCCAUUCAAUCUACGCGGCCUCAAACGCUAGGAUACGGUCUGGCUGAUUCCCCCAUCGCUCUCCUUGCAUGGAUAUAUGAAAAGUUGGUGGCCUGGACCGAUGAUUAUCCUUGGGAGGACGAUGAAGUCUUGACUUGGGUCUCUAUCUAUCUAUUCUCUCGUCCCGGUCCAACCGCAUCUACCCGCAUUUACUACGAGGCUGUACAAAAACAGCAUUUCGGGGACAAUCCACUACCCAAGCUCCCAACUGGUUUCUCGUAUUUCCCUCAAGACAUUGUGCGCAAUCCAAUUUCUUGGACUCUUGGAGCUCGCCACGUCGUGUAUCAAAAGGAGCACGAUAAAGGGGGUCAUUUUGCCGCUCAUGAGCGACCAGACGACCUUGUGGGAGACCUCCGAGAAAUGUUUGGGAAGAAGGGACCAUGCUUCGGUGUCGUACCUGGAAAGGAUGGGUAUUAG